Molecule: messenger RNA, 4107 nt
Organism: Acanthopagrus latus (yellowfin seabream)
Lineage: Eukaryota; Metazoa; Chordata; Actinopteri; Spariformes; Sparidae
Product: estrogen-related receptor gamma-like
Exons: 8
Coding region: 1067-2458 (463 amino acids)
Biological process (GO): regulation of DNA-templated transcription
Cellular component (GO): nucleus
Molecular function (GO): DNA-binding transcription factor activity; steroid binding; sequence-specific DNA binding
Source: RefSeq, a predicted model, not a curated record
GCAUAUUCUUGCAUAUUGCACCUUUAUUCUCUUCUAUUUCCGGUCAUUGGAUGAAUUAUUCAUUCCAUAAUAGAAAUUAGUAAAAAUAAAUUGUGAUCACAGUUUUCUAGAGCCAAAGUUUACGCUUGUUGUGUGUAACCAUCAGCCAGAAAAGCCAAAGCGAUUUAUAUUUCCAAAAGUAAAUACAUCCUAUUUUUCACAUCCAAUACUAUUUAAUGUUUUUCCUUAAUACAUGAUGAUAGUUGAUAUGGAUGUGUUUUGUGUUGAUCUAUUAAUCUGUUAAUAAUUGAGGAUAAUAUUUGUUUUACUGCUAAAGACAUAUGAUGACUGAUGAUGUUUCUUUGACCACUUUUCCCCAUAAAAAUUGCAUUCAUCAAUAAACUUUUAUAAAUUUGCACUGAUAAAAGAUAUAGUCAUAGUUGAAUGUGUGUUCAGUCAGUAUUUAAGCAAACAUCUUAAAGUUCUCCCAAGUCAUUAUUUGUCUCUAUGCUGAAAACAGAACCAAUAAUCAAUAACCCACCCUUCACGUCUCUGUGUAAAGCUCCUCCUCAGAGCGACAACCUGUGUAAUAAUCCUCUGUUGUCACAUCCACCUGCCCCGGCGAGAGGCCGCCUCUCAUUGGCCGAGAGGGCGGCCAAUGAGCCGCCGGGCUCUGCGUUCCGGGGGAUGGCCAUUCAAAUGGUGUGGCUGAGUGUUCACGAGGGCCAUGAACACUCAGCUUCGCCUGGAGACCCUUGUCACACACACACACACACACACACAGCCAGCCACAGUCACAACAGCCGGGACUUCAAAGGCAAGCCAGCCGGGCCGGGGGCUGUUGGAGGGAAGUGUGAGUGACAGGAAGACAGACGCAGGGGCAAUGAGAGGGGCCGAGAGUGUGACACAGGGGCAGUAGAUGGAGACAAAGUUUGGAGGCAGAAUAGAGGGAAAGUGACAAACAGCACAGAGCACACAGUUUAUACCAUCAGCAGAGGAGGAGAGGCAGACAGCAGCAGGAGACGCAUCUCUUUUUAUUUUUUCUUCUUCUUCUUCUUCCUCCUCGGAGCAUGGUGGCAGCGUCUACAUGGAUUUAGUCGACCUCUACCUCCCAGAGUGCUUCACCUACCACUCUGACACAGAACAUCUCGGCAGGAUGUCAGUGAGGGGCUUGGACCCCAGCUGUCCCUCCACUAUAAAGCGUGAGCCCUCCAGCCCCAGCCCCAGCUCUCAGGGCGACGUCAGCCCGGCACAGCCCAGCCCCGGAAGCACGUCCUCGGACACAAACUCCAGCUACGGGCCCCCGGUCAAAGGCCUCAAUCACAACAAUGGGCUGGACUCGCCAGGCCUCUACGGUCACGCAGCGGGGUUGGCCAACAAUGUCGUAACGAACAGGAGGUUUGGUGAGGAAGAAAACCCGGUUAAGUGUGAAUUCAUGCUGGGCACGGUGGCCAAGCGGCUGUGUCUGGUGUGCGGUGACGUGGCCUCAGGCUACCACUAUGGCGUGGCAUCCUGCGAGGCCUGCAAGGCGUUCUUCAAGAGGACCAUCCAGGGUAACAUUGAAUACAGCUGCCCGGCGUCCAAUGAAUGUGAAAUCACCAAGAGGAGGAGGAAAUCCUGCCAGGCCUGUCGAUUCGUGAAAUGUCUGGCUGUGGGCAUGUUGAGAGAAGGUGUGCGUCUGGACCGGGUUCGAGGUGGCAGACAGAAGUACAAGAGGAGAAUAGACGCAGAGAACAGCCCGUAUCUGCACCCACAGAAUGCCUUGCCUCAGAAAAAAACAUUCACUGUUGGUGGUUCGGUAGAGAACAAGGUGGUGUCUCUGCUGCUGGUGGCUGAGCCAGAGGGCAUCUACGCCAUGCCGGACCCAACCGUACCCGAGAGUGACAUCAAGGCUCUGACCACGCUGUGCGACCUGGCUGACAGGGAGCUGGUGGUCAACAUCGGCUGGGCCAAACACAUCCCAGGCUUCCCCUCCCUCUCGCUAGCUGACCAGAUGAGUCUACUGCAGAGCGGCUGGAUGGAGAUCUUGAUUCUUCGGGUGGUGUUCCGCUCGCUGGGCUUGGAGGACAAGCUGGUGUAUGCUGAGGACUACGUCAUGGACGAGGAGCAUUCGAAGCUGGCCGGGCUGCUCGACCUCAACAACGCCAUCCUGCAGCUGGUGAAGAAGUACAAGACCAUGGGCCUGGAGAAGGAGGAGUUCGUGGUCGUCAAGGCUAUUGCGCUCGCUAACUCAGACUCCAUGCAAAUUGAGGACUCAGAGGCAGUUCAGAGACUCCAGGACGUCCUCCACGGUGCGCUACAGGACUAUGAGGUCACCCACCACCCUGAGGACCCGCGGAGGGCCGGCAAACUGAUCAUGACCCUCCCUCUCCUCCGUCAGACGGCCGCUCGUGCCGUCCAGCACUUCUGCAGCAUUAAACAGGACGGUCGUGUGCCCAUGCACAAACUGUUCCUCGAACUGCUCGAGGCCAAAGCCUGACCCGAACACAGACAGCCAUUAGCUCUGUCCUUACCCUCCAGCACAGGGGUUAGAUCGACAGGAAGUGAAGGAUAACGGGUAAUGGUGUGGUUUGACACUAUGUAUUUGUCCAUUUCAGCUUUGACAGUAAAGUUUUGAGCCUGCGAUCGACAGGAAGUUUGUUCUGUAGGCAAACAGCUGGAACUCUUAGAGCGAGACCCUUCCUCCUACUCCCAGUGAAAGAUUGAAUGCAGCAGUUUAAUUUGAGGACACUGUCAUCUUUGCCGUCUGUGACACUAAUUUAAGUGUGUUGACCUGCUUCGGAAAGGCUGAAGACGGACGGACAGACAGUGUAAAAGCAGGAGAAAUCGCCUUCUAGAGAUAUAUUUACAGUUAAAUGCCAAAAGUAGAGCUUCUUCUGUCAAAAAAAACCCACCUGAUACUUGAAGAUCCUCUUGGAUUAUUUCACCCAUGUUGAAGCCUGUUAAUCUGCAUUCUAGUGCGUUUAGAGAGCCUUUAAAUGAUUUAAUUUUCUUUGUCCUUUUUUUGUAUAAAAAUAAAUAAAUAAAUAGGUAAAUGUCUCCUAAGAGGUAAGUCUUGCCAAAGAGUAAAGACUCGUACUAUUGAAUAAUACCAGCAUAUGUCCACGGUAAUAUAAUGUGGCCUGUAGGACAUCCACAUAAACCUGCAUCCCUGCUGUGUCGUGUAUCGCAAAAGUAUCUAUUCACUUCAUUCAUAUUUAGCUGAUCAAAGGGGAAGCAGUUAAGAGGUCGGAAAACCGAUAAAUCAAAAACAAAAAAAACGUCCUCCUGAUUUUAUUAGAACAUUUCAGGGAAAGAGUACUUAACGUCACGGUACGACUGUACAACAGCAAAGUGAUAUUUAUUCAAAAGUGUCUCUGUUCGUUUGCUAUUUUUUUUAAUUUUAUUUACUGAUGUGGCAUUAACGGAGAGUAGAUUAAAGCAAUUACAGUGGAUAAUGAUUUUUUAAAAAGAUUUUUAAAUGAUAUCAAUGUAAGAUAAUUUUUUUACUAGCUUCUCUGCUGCAGCACUGACGUAAAAAACCAUAUCAUGAAAACUCAAGUGAUUAUAAACGGAGUACGUGCCGUGUACUUGAUGAUCAUAAUGUCGUAGAGAUGUUGUAGACCCAUAGAUAUAACUUUAACUAUGUAAAAAUGGCUGCCAUACUGUAUAAUCUGGAUUAGGGAAGGCAUCUGAUGUCCUCUCUAUGGUAGAAGUCUAUGUGUAGGGUGAAAUUUGUGCACUACUUUUUCCUUUUUAGCCAUAAAGUUUUUUGGGGAGACUGGUGAUGGCGCUCUGUUAAUCUGUUAGUGUGUUUUGUGUGAAGAGUAGUUAUAUCUGAAAAUCUGUCUUUUUUCCGCACACGUUAAAUGAAGGGAAUCUAAGUGCAGCAAAGGAAAAAAACGCCCAAGUCUUGCUCCUUUUAUUUUACUCAAGGUACUGUGACACUAUAACGUGCAUAUUUUUGUGACGAGAUGACGGCAGCGACGUUGCCGAGUAUAAAUGUAUGUACUGUAGGUUUUUUUGCUGUAUAUACGUCAUGUCUUAUGCCAACAGAGAUGUUUAAAGAUGCAAAAUAAGCUUUGUUUGGACGAGCUGUGCCGUGCUAUUUCAUUCUCAGGUGGAUUCUUGGGCAAUAAAGAUCAUCCC